GUUGCUGUAACUGCAGACGUCGUCUGUCAGCUCAGGAUUAAAGUCAAAAUCUCGUAAAAUUUUAGCAACUUUGCAAGCAAUUUUUAGCAAGAUAUUUUUUUCUCUCAACCACAUGAAAAAGCCAUUUCCUACGAAGUUUGAAGACUUACUUCCAUCAAUUGAUCUUCCACAGCUUAGACUUGUUUCUAGAUAAAUUUUAUUCUAACAUCAACUUGAAUCCAGUUGCCUCCAAUUCAUCUAGUUGGGAUUCGUUCGAUUUGGAGAUGGACUCGCUUCUGAUUCAGAUUGAAAACAAAAACUUGGAAGGACUGAAGGAUCUGGUCAAUCAAGGAUCAGAUGUUAAAACUACUGGGACUUUCUCACUAAAUGGCCAGAAAAUAUUUUUAGACGUCACACCACUUUUUGCAGCUACGAUUGCAGAUCUACUUCCCUUUAUUGAUUACCUUGUUGGUAGGUACCCACACUUCCCUCCAGAUCCUUUGAUUCUACCAGCCAACAGUGAUAUAGAGCAUGUCAUUGAAGUACGCGAAUUGGUCGGCGCUGUUUGUCUUUUUGAUGAUAACAAAGAAGUUCAAAAAUACGGCAGGAAAUGCUUGCUCAAAGCAAUGAAAUUGAGAAGAGACUUUGCCAGACCCAAGGUCGUACCGGCUCCAUCUAAAUGGGCAAAAUUCGUUUUUUCGACCCAAGAAAUUCUGGAUUCAUCAAGAGCAUCGAAACUACUGUUAUUUCAGGGGAAAAGGAAGCGGACCAUGCAAGCAUUCUUCAACAUUAAAAGGAUUUCCACGAAACAUGAUAGCUUUCCUACUCGUCUCUUCAUCUACAACAUGUACAAAUUUGCUCUAGAAAAUUGGAAAACUCGUGGCUUAACUCGGUCCAGCUGUUUUGCUGCCUCGUUCUACAUAUUUGAGAUGAUUGAAAGUUCACGUUUAAUGGAUCAGCUAAUUGUCAAUCAAACGGAGUCGAAAAACGCUUUACAUCUAACUAUCAUCGAGUUUAACAAUCUUCUUGAAAAUCAAAGAUUAAACCGACUUGAUCUUUUCCAACACGAGUCCGUCUUGACAUUCGAGCACCUAUUCGCUGCUCUGGUUUUCACUUGUGAAUACCAGCUCCAGGUUCAAGAUCUCUCUUCGGUCGACAAAAAUGAAAAUGAACCGAUUAUAUCUAACAUCAUUCUUAAUAUACUGGACCUACUGGUGGCCAUACCUAAGACGGAGACCGAAAGUGAACUUUUGAAGACCCAGCUAGCAACCUACGUCGGAUUGUACGAACUAACCCGUGCAGAGGGUACACCAACCCUAUUGCUAAGACUAUGCGCCAAGCACCAAGGUCAAACAUUCGAAUUCGAAGUGAUCCAACUGCUACUUGGAGCUGGAACAAAUGUCCACGCUGUAGAUCAACACGGGUUUUCGUCCCUUGAACUGUUGUCUGAAAAGGAGCUGGAGAACUCUUAUAUGUGGGACGUGGAUUCAUAUUCUGACCGUGCGCAUUACUUCACUUGCAUCGUCAGGAGUAUUUUGGACGGAAGAUCUGUGGAUGAUUACGGAGAACUAUUCGGGGAAAUUGGUGCCCUAAGAUACAUAAAAUGUAACCGCCUGCACUAUCCGAGCACUGAGUUGCAUCUUUUACUUCAUGAUAUGUUUGACCCGAAAUACUAACCACAUUUUUUUCCUCGUUUUAACCUAACGUAUAUCUCAUAAAUUUGCCGUGUUUGUGACAGACACAGACGAUUCCAAAUAAAUUCCCACCAUUCAGAAAUCAGAAGAGGUUUCCUCUCUCUGUUUUGCCCAACCCUCAGUUGCAUUUCUGCUCCAAAUUUUUGUUAACUGUGCUGUUCCAUUUUUCUCCUUCCCAAGCCGACAUCGCAUGUGGCAAGCGUAGUCAAAAUUUCAAGUGGCAAAUAGCCAAAUACAG
Messenger RNA from Daphnia pulicaria, 1911 nucleotides. RefSeq lists its product as uncharacterized. The transcript has 3 exons. The record is from RefSeq and is a predicted model, not a curated record. The coding region runs from base 264 to 1655 and encodes 463 amino acids. Lineage: Eukaryota; Metazoa; Arthropoda; Branchiopoda; Diplostraca; Daphniidae.